Messenger RNA from Plectropomus leopardus (leopard coralgrouper), 1571 nucleotides. RefSeq names its product inactive phospholipid phosphatase 7-like. Gene Ontology annotation, molecular function: sphingosine-1-phosphate phosphatase activity. Gene Ontology annotation, cellular component: nuclear envelope. The record is from RefSeq and is a predicted model, not a curated record. NCBI's taxonomy places the organism in Eukaryota, Metazoa, Chordata, Actinopteri, Perciformes, Serranidae.
GUCCCUCAGAGUCUCAGACCCGAUCCGUCUCCGCACGCCGUCUCGCCUCCAGCAGCUCCGACAUGCCGGGAAGCCAGGCCCGGUCCAGGGCCAGAGACCGGAACAAUGUCCUGAACCGGCCCGAGUUCAUGUCCCUUAACCAGCCCCCCCGCAGGGAGCCGGGCCCGGGGGAGGGCCGGGGGGGCGGUGGUCUGAGGAGGGCCAGCAGACAGCCGAGUCAGCAGGAGGACGCCGGGGAGGGACGAGGGGGGAGGGGGUCCAGGGACUCCUCAGAGGGGGGCUCAGCAGCUGAUGGCGGAGCGAAGGACGCGCCCCGCUGGCCGGAGUCGGACUGCAUGCAGCUGAAUCCGUCUUUUCGAGGCAUUGCCAUGAACUCGCUGCUCGCCAUCGACAUCAGUCUGUCCAAACGUCUCGGCAUCUGCGUGGGGACGCACGGUGGCUCCGGGGCCCCACUGCGCUCCAUGGUGACGCUGCUGGCCCUCACUGGACACGCCCUCCCCUGGCUCUGCGGGACACUUGUCUGUCUCUGGAGGAGCAACACACUGGCAGGACAGGAAGUCCUCGUCAACCUGCUGCUGGCUCUGAUUCUGGACCUGAUGACGGUCGCUGGCGUGCAGAAGUUGGUCAAACGGCGAGGACCCUGGGACUUCCCUCCGGGGUUCCUGGACUACGUGGCGAUGGAUCUGUACUCGUUCCCGGCGGCUCACGCCAGCCGAGCCGUCAUGGUGUCCAAGUUCCUGCUGACACACCUGGUUCUGGCGGUGCCCCUCAGGAUCCUGCUGUACCUGUGGGCGGUGCUGGUGGGCGUGUCCCGGGUACUGCUGGGUAAACACCACCUGUCGGACGUCGGCUGUGGAUUCGCUCUCGGCUUCCUGCACUUCAGUCUGGUCGAGUCCGUGUGGCUCGACUCGGCCACCUGCCAGACCCUGAUCUCCAUCGGCACCCUGCGCUGGACCCCGCUGGUCUGAAACGGUCUGUACUGGUCUGAACUGGUCUGAAGUGGACCGCACAGGUCUGAACUGGACUGGAUCAGGGUCAGACUGCAGUCCGCCUGAUGCUCACACGUCUUUGAAGUGGUCCGGAGCGCUCUGGACCUGCUGCUGCGCUCUGAUGUCGCUCCUCGUUCGGACCAGUUUGGACUGGUUUAACCCUUUGAAACCCGGAGCGACGUCGCUCUUCUUUCAGACGCCACGACACGAAUUUAACCCUUUGAACUCUGAGCUCACUGACGAGGCAACGAGCAACGCAGUGAGACACGAUCCACCAACUGCAGGAAAUGAGUUCAUUUAGGAAAUGAUUUUUAUAAAAGUUAAAGGAAAAAGAAAAAAGACGGAGAAAUUAUAUUUCUGACGAUCAUAAUUCUGCUUCAAAUUAUUUUAAGAAUUGGAGUUUUUCAACACUUCUUCCAGGUUACUUAAAAAAAAUGAUUAUUUUUUGUGUGAAAGCGGGAGAGCGGGGAAGACGUGCAGCACACAGGUGAGCUACCAGGCUCCUCCCUUUUUUCAGUCAUUUUCAGGUAAUUUUCUCGUACUUUUUACUAGUUUAUGAUUAAUUUUGGGGUCAUUUCUUCC